This is a messenger RNA of Harpia harpyja (harpy eagle), 4790 nucleotides long. It is a transcript of the gene TRIL, whose product is annotated as TLR4 interactor with leucine rich repeats. Bases 192 to 2495 code for a protein of 767 amino acids. Gene Ontology annotation, cellular component: extracellular matrix. Gene Ontology annotation, molecular function: protein binding. The record is from RefSeq and is a predicted model, not a curated record. The transcript has a single exon. Lineage: Eukaryota; Metazoa; Chordata; Aves; Accipitriformes; Accipitridae.
CCGGCCGGCUCGGGCGAGCCCAUGGUGCUGGGCACCGCGACCCGCAGCCGCCGCCGCGCCCGCCUGCCCGGCGCGGAGCUCGGCCCGGCGCGCAGCUGAGGAGGGGGCCGAUCAGCAGCCGCGGAGGAGCGGGGGGGGAUGCCGGAGAGACACAAAGCCGGCGGGGGAAGCAGCCCACGGCUCGUCCCGGGAUGGGGGCGCCGCGCCGGGUCCGCCUGAUGGUGCUGCCGCGGGUGCUCUGGGGCUCCAUCCCCCUCUUCCUCAUGCUGCUGCCCGCGGCCGAGCCCAUCUGCCCCGAGCCAUGCGACUGCCAGCAGCACCAGCACCUCCUCUGCACCAACCGGGGCCUGCGCUCGGUGCCCAAGGCUGCCGAGCCCCAGGAUAUCCUCACCUACAGCCUCGGGGGCAACUUCAUUGCCAACAUCUCCGCCUUCGACUUCCACCGCCUGGCAGGGCUCCAGCGCCUGGACCUGCAGUACAACCGGAUCCGCUCCCUGCAUCCCAAGGCCUUUGAGCGCCUGGGUCGGCUGGAGGAGCUCUACCUGGGCAACAACCUGCUGCCGGCGCUGGCCCCCGGCACCCUCAGCGCCCUGGCCAAGCUGCGCAUCCUCUACGUGAACGCCAACGAGAUCGGCCGCCUCAGCGCCGCCUCCUUCUCUGGCCUCGGCAGCCUUGUUAAGCUGCGCCUGGACGGCAACGAGCUGGGCUCGCUGGGCGACUCCACUUUCUCAGGGCUGCCGAACUUACUCUACCUGCACCUGGAGUCCAACCGCAUCCGCUGGCUGAGCCGCGGUGCCUUCACCGGCCUGGCUAAGCUGCGCUUCCUCGACCUCUCAGGGAACCAGCAGAGUUCCCUUCGCCACCCGGACACCUUUGGGCCGCUGCGCUCCCUCCACACCCUGCUGCUGGCCAGUAACAGCCUGCAGCAGCUGACGGGGGGGCUCUUCCAGCACCUGCCCAGCUUGGCGAAGCUCUCGCUCAGUGGCAACCGCCUGGCUCACCUGGCCCCGGAUGCCUUCACGGGGCUGGGUUCGCUGAAGGAGCUGCGCCUGGAGGGAAACCUGCUAAGCCACCUGCCCGCUGCCCUGCUGGAGCCUCUGAGCAGCCUGGAGGCGCUGGAUCUGAGCCGCAAUGCGCUGACCGCCCUGCACCCUGCCACCUUCGGCCACCUCAGCCGCUUGCAGGAGCUCAGCCUGCGAGACAACGCGCUGGCCACCCUCCCCGGUGAGCUCUUUGCCUCCAGUCCGGCCCUCUACCGCCUGGAGCUGGAGGGGAACGCCUGGAGCUGCGACUGCCGUCUCCGCGGCCUCAAGCACUGGCUGGGGGCCUGGCACUCCCAGGGCCGCCUGCUCACCGUCUUCGUGCAGUGCCGCCUGCCACCCACCCUGGCCGGCAAGUACCUCGACUACCUGCAGGACGCCCAGCUGCCGCCGCCGCAAGACGGCGGCGCCUGCCACGACGGUGCCUCUCCGCCCUCCGCGUCCCCCCCGCCGGCGGCCGAAGAGCAGCGCCGGCCGCCGCCGGCCGCCGAGGGGCUCGGCAGCAACAGCAGCGGCGGCGGCGGCGGCGCUGGGCUGCCCCGCGGGCCGCCGGGGCCGCCGCCGCCGUCCGCCUCCACCGCCCGCCUGCUGGGGGCGCCCGAGGGCGCGGCGGCCCCCAGCCCCACGCCGCCGCUGCCCGCCCGCCCGGCGGCCUCCGGGCCGGCGCCGCCCAGCGCGGCGUGGCCCCGGCGGGCCGGCAAGCCCCGCUCGGCGCCGGCCGCCGGGGUCCCGCCGCUGGUGUCCGACCCGUGCGACUUCAACAAGCUGUUCCUCUGCAACCUGUCGGUAGAGGCGGUGGGCUCCAGCUCGGUGACGGUGCGCUGGGCCGUGCGGCCGCACCGCAGCCCGCGCCUGCUAGGGCCGGCGCGGUUCCGCCUCCUCUUCGACCGCUUCGGGGCCGCCGUCAAGUUCCAGCGCUUUGUCUACCUGCCGGAGCACGGGGAGCCGGCCGCCACCCUGCGGGAGCUCCGCCCGGACACCCCCUACCUCGUCUGCGUCGAGGGCGUCCUCGGCGGCCGCGUGUGCCCGGUGGCGCCGCGGGACCACUGCGCCGGGCUGGUCACCCUGCCCGAGGGUGGCGCUGCGGCGGGCGGGCCCCGCGGCCCCGACCAGCAGCUCCUCGUCCUGGUGCUGCUGGCGGUGAACGCCCUGCUGCUCUUUGCGGCGCUGGCCGCCUGGGCGUCCCGCCUGCUGCGGAAGAAGGUGCUGGGGCGGCGGCGGCGGAAGGCGGCCCCCGUCCAUGUCCGCCAGCUCUACUCCACCCGCCGGCCCCUCCGCUCCAUGGGCACCGGCGUGUCCGCCGACUUCUCGGGCUUCCAGUCCCACCGGCCGCCCCGCGGCGCCGCCUGCGCCCUCAGCGAGGCCGACCUCAUCGAGUUCCCCUGCGAGCGCUUCAUGGACAGCGGCGGCGGCCGCCACGGCGACGACCACCUGCUGCAGCGGUUCGCCGACUGAGCCCGCCAAACUACAGCUCCCGGCAGGCCCCGCGGGGGAGGCGGGCACCGCCCUGCGGCGAGGCCCGCUGGGAGCUGUAGUCAGCGCGGCGAGGGGAGGCGGCCGUUGGUCUGUGAGGGGCUGGCGCGGGCCCCGGCGGAGAGCUGUGGCGCAGUGGCUGCCUUCAGCCGCCCUUUACUGCAGGCCGGGGCCGAUGCCAUCUGUGAGACGGGCUUGCUCGGUCACCUUUGCGAGGAGGUCACUGUUUUCUCAGAAAUCGUCGCUAACCCCAGCGAAAGCCCCGACUGUGGUGGGAACCGUUCCUUGCCAUGAGGAGAGCAAAACGGCGGGAGCUACUGCGAACAGCAGCUGGUGCCUCCCUUACGCGAACUCAGAGCCGUGAAUUUAAGCGUGGUAUCUUGCAGGUGGUUUUCUCCGACUGCAGCGGGGAACAACAGUUUGAGUGAGUGGCCUGGCCCCAUGCGAGGACGCUUUGAACAGACCUUUCCAAGGCACCAGCCCUUCCUCGUCAAAAAUUCGGACUGAGGGUUGUCUCUUAGUGUUACUGUUGAAAUGGGUGCAACCUGCGAGUCGUCUAGAGGGCUGGAAAUGUAUGUUUUACGCUGGACAGUUUGAAGGCUGUGCCGUUUUAAGUCAAACUGAAUGUGAGGCAAUUUAACAUGCGUGAGUGUGUUUCCAUACUUUUUUGUAAACGGGAAACAGUGCAGCUGGUUAGUUUUACAGGAAUAUAUUGCUGACACCACUAGGAAAAAACUAACAGAGUUUUGUAAUAUGUUUACAAAUGAGCUAUUUUUAAAUUGGUUUGGAAUAAAUACUGCUUGGUACUUGUACACAUUAACGUGUGCUGUAGUUGUCUGUGUCCGUGAUGGUCAGUAGGUCACUGACCCUCACAUAAUCCAUCUUCAUUUCUAAAUGGGUGGAUGCAGAGGUGAACUGUUGAUGGAUAAAUAAUAUUGGUGCCUUUCUUCAGAAACAAUAAUAGGUGAGAAUAUUUCAGGAAUGUGAAACAGUCUUUAUCCUAACAGGCAAUUCUCUCUUAGCCUUAGCCUACUAAAGUUAGAAGCUUUAUGUACCUCACUGUGAAAUAAAACGUUUUGGUAUAUUAAUCUAGAUUCUGUGUUUUGUGUAGCUGAGUGAGUAAUGCUAAAGUUAAACCCUUUUGCAGUAGUAUAUGAUGUUUGAGUUGGUUUUGUUUGUUUUUUUUUUUUAAUUUGAAUUUUGCUUUUGGUGUUAGAGCAAUGCUAAUCAUUUUAUGAUCAGUUGCUCUCUACUUUCUCAGACUUUUACUUUCCUAAAUAUUUACAGAAUGUGGUUCUGCUACUAUGAAAUAUGGUGGGUUAGUUUACAUUAAUAAUUCUCUCUGUGUGGUCUGGAAAUGAGCUAAUUAAAAAGGUCCAAACUGGGGUUACACUUUAAAUGCAAAUGUUUUAGAUGGAGUUUGGUAAAUUGUUGAGACCAUUGAUACUACUUCUGCUGCUUUGAAUUUAAUGUGCAACCUCAGAUGAACUCUUGUGGAACUGAAUGGCUUAAAGGAAGUGUUAGUGGACUAUGGAGACAUUCGUCUCGAUAUCAUGCAUUCAGUGCUGACCUGAGGUGUUCAUGACUACAAGUUGUUUAUUAUCAUAAUUGCAAGUAAGCGCUUUGGGGUUUUUUUCUUUUUUUUUUUUCCCUUUUUUUUUCCUUCCUUCAGAUGAACAAGUGUUUGCAAAAGACACCAUAGUAACUGGUACCUUCAAUUGGAGUUCAGUGAUUGAAUGGAGAGAAAAGACUUCAUGUUCUGAGGGAAUUUUGUUCAAUCUCUAAAUUCAAAUGGGAGAAAAGGAGAGACUGUAGAGGUCGUUUGCCUUAAUCUUUGCCUUUUAAAUGUAGAAAAAAAAUCAAAGUCUUGAUUUUUGAGUCAGUAGCAAAGAGUCCUUUGGGAUUUCAUUUUGACAGGCAGUAGUCUUCAUGAUUAUCAGGGGCCAAACUUGAUUGUCAGUGUAUAGAUUAAAAUUCGUAACUCUUAUAGACAAUGAUGAAUGGAAUUAAAACUGAAGGAAUGCAGGAUCAGGUUUUAUUUUUUGUUAAGAAUCUUAAAUUUCUGUUCUUUCGGACACCUGGGUGCUUUUGGCCACUUACGAUUGACUGUGGAAUACACCACUGUUUGUUGUUAGAAAUGCAGUGGGGAUUAUUGAGUAAAGCUGUGUAUCACACUAACAUUAGCUCUAUCACUGGAUAUUCUUCCAAUGGGAGAUGCAUAGAUGCUGUACAUGGUUAUAAUCAAUUAUGUCAAUAAAUCCAUUUGCUGAAAGAAAA